AUGCAUUCUCCAUAUGCACCCAAUAUAACAUGUGCGAAACGAGGAAGCAUUAAAUGCUUGUCCCUCGCACUACUGAUGUAUUUUCUUUAUACGACAUUUAUGUGUAUAAACUAUAUAGAUAAAAACUUCGAAUGGAAUUAUAAAUCCGAUGAAGCAAAAGUAGUACCAUUUAUAUUGUCGGCUCGUGCAGCACUUAUAAAAGCAAAGGGUGAAGGAACAUUUUGGAGUAGAAAAUAUGCUUAUCCUUAUUUUUUGAACAAUAGAAGUGUAUAUUACAAGAAAAAUGGAAGGGAUACUUGUUUACAUAGCAGAAAAUGUAGUGGUUAUCGAAAUACAAGAGAAGGAAAAGAUGAAACAAUUAGAAAAAUAAAAAGAAUUUUAAAAGUUACUAAGUUAUUAAUUCAAUUAAACAGUUUUAAAUUAACUCCAAAUAUGAGGAUGGAUUUACUAAUAAAUUUACCGAGACCACAUGUACGUGUACAUAUGGUUAAGAACACUUUAAUGAAAUUAGCUGUACAAAAAACGCCCUUUGAAGCCAUUAUACCUUACUUAAAAGAAAGUAACAUGUACAUGUUUAUAAUGAACGAGAAUUACAUAUCCUUUACGCUGUACGGGAAUAAAAUGUUCAGUUCUUUAUAUAAAGAAUACAAAACUAACAACUUUAUAAAGCUAUCGGUAUUUGAAAAUACAAUUUUAAACAAAACAGAAACAGAAAAUUUGAUAAACCUAAAAUCAUACAGUUAUUACUUUGGUCAUGUAGUAAACAGAAUUAAUAAAAUCAUAAGUGAUAUACCCACUUCUAUUAUGCAAAUUCCGGCCUCCAUAGCUCGGGGAAUUUAUUUACACACUCAGAAGGAAAAAGACACUUGA
Messenger RNA from Plasmodium gonderi, 870 nucleotides. Its product is annotated as 50S ribosomal protein L10. The record is from RefSeq and is a predicted model, not a curated record. Gene Ontology annotation, cellular component: large ribosomal subunit. Gene Ontology annotation, biological process: translation. NCBI's taxonomy places the organism in Eukaryota, Apicomplexa, Aconoidasida, Haemosporida, Plasmodiidae. Bases 1 to 870 code for a protein of 289 amino acids. The transcript has a single exon. Gene Ontology annotation, molecular function: structural constituent of ribosome.